This is a messenger RNA of Onthophagus taurus, 2350 nucleotides long. Lineage: Eukaryota; Metazoa; Arthropoda; Insecta; Coleoptera; Scarabaeidae. The record is from RefSeq and is a predicted model, not a curated record.
AUUCCCUUUCCUUCCAGAUCCUGUCCCAAUCAUAAAUGUUUCAAAUGUCCCGUCUUGAUAACGUGCGAAGAGUCGAAUCAUUGCCAAUAGGGCUUAAUGGUGAAAGUGAUUUUGAAACUCCACACAUUACUAAGCUAUGGGGAAUUCACCAGACUUUGGCACAACUUCGGGGUGUUAUGACAAAACAAGAAAUACACAUGGAUAUCCCGGAAGUUAGCGAAGAAAUACUAAGCGAAGAUCCAUCUGUGCUUCCACAAACUUAUAUCGUUAUCCAACUAAACCCGGAAAUUUCUGCAAAAACACUUCAAUGGAUUAUUGAAAAAAUUAAAGGGCGAAGAAGAAAUGGUGGAGGAGAACUUAUAGUAUUUAGGCAACCAUAUAUUAAAGAGGAACCAAUUUAUCUUCAUGUUUCUGCGUCAAAAAUAAAAUUUUUGGAAUGUGCCGAAGAAAUGGAAUUAGUAAAAAUGGAUAUUCACGGUCAAAUGAGGGAAUUUACCGUUGGCGAAUUAGACGAUUUUCUUUCAGAGGGAAUGCACGUUGACGAUUUACUCACCACGGCUGAAAAACAAACAAUCGUAAGAAACGAAUUGGAAAAUAUUAGGGCUUUACUCGAAGAUCACCACGUCCCCGGUUUCAACAUGGUUACUCUCUAUGAAGGACAAUCGAUUUUACAAGUUUGUAUGGAAGCCAAUAUAGUAUUAAAAAUGUAUCCAUUACACGAAGCGGAAACUUUAAAGAAACUCGGAAGGAAAUGGUAUUUGUCUGUUUUUAGAAAACAACCAUUUGAGGAAAUUCGAUUAUAUUUUGGCGAAUCGAUCGCGUUAUACUUUACCUUCCUGGGGUAUUACACCAUGGCGCUUAUUGUUCCUGUUAUUUUGGGAUUUCUUCAGCUGCUUCUCUCGAUCGAAACAGUUCCCUUUUUCUGCAUAUUUAAUGUAGUUUGGGUAACCGUAUUUUUGGAAGUAUGGAAAAGGAAAAGUAACGAGUUAGCUUUCCAAUGGGGUACAAUCGGUAUGACCAGUUUGGAUUUACCCAGAGUAAAUUUUCGUGGUCCCAUGUCUUCGGAUGAGGUGACGGGAAAGUUGCAACCUCAAUACCCCAGAUGGAAAACUAACGUAAAGAUGUAUUGCGUUUCACUUCCAAUAUCAUUUUUAUGCACCCUCGGUUCCUUUGUGAUAAUGUUGGUAUCUUUUUGGAUUGAAGACGGCUUAAAGAACAUCGAUUCAAGAUGGGCUGCUCACACCAUUCAUAUACCAAGCAUCGUUUACACCGGAGUCGUGUACGUUAUGAAUGUAUAUUAUAGGAAAUUAGCAACUUUUCUUACUGAAUGGGAGAAUCAUCGAACUCAAUCUCAAUACGAUCGACAUCGAGUAACCAAAUUAGUACUUUUCGAAUUCGUCAACAAUUUUAUGUCGCUUUUUUACAUCGCUUUUAUCAUCCAAGAUAUGGAUAUGUUAAGAACUCAAUUGGCGACAAUGUUAAUUAUUUUACAAGCGAUUAAUAAUCUUCAAGAAGCCGUCCUUCCAUUUAUUUGGAAAUUUUAUGUUACAAAAGUAACUCAACUGAGAAAACUUUUCUCGUUUCUUAGCAAACUACAUUCAAAAAAUGUCGAUAACCGCUACAUGUCAACAAAUGAUUUUAAAGAAGAACCUUUAAAAAAUAUACCUCAAUUGGAAAUCGAUGAUCCAAGGGUGAAUAUUGCAAUCCGCGAAGGAGACAUGGAAGAAUACGAAGGAACUUACGACGAUUACCUCGAAAUGUUUAUCCAAUUUGGAUAUGUGAUUUUGUUUUCGUCGGUUUAUCCGAUCGCGGGAUUUUGGGCAAUUUUCAAUAACGUUUUGGAAAUUCGAGCGGAUGCUUUUAAACUUUGCAUGGUCUAUCAAAGACCGAUGGCUAGAAGAGUUAAAGAUAUCGGUGCUUGGCAACGUUGGUUUAGUAUUGUAGGUGCGAUUUCGAUACUAACCAAUUGUGGAUUGUUGUUUUUAAGUCCGCAAAUGCGAAGGAAAGGAUCAAAUUUUGGUCAAGUGGAAUGGGUUUUGAUCUUUGUACUUUUAGAACACUUUUUGCUGGCUCUUAGGUACAUUUUGCAUAUUACGAUUCCGGAUAAACCCCUCUGGGUUCGAGUUGCUUUAGCGAAAAGGAAUUAUGAAUCAAAACAAGCACUCAAACAUGAGAGAUCUCAAAAAUGCCGACGUUUAUUAACUAGGAAGUUUAAAACCGUGCACGGUUCGCAUGCACGAUAAUAAAAUAUCUAAAUUGCAACAAAAACGUAAAAUAACAUUUAUCCACAGAUUUAAACCAAAAAUUAUGUAAUAACUUAUCGAACUAUAAUAGAAAAUUUUUGACAUAC